Ascochyta rabiei is the source of this 717-nucleotide messenger RNA. RefSeq lists its product as uncharacterized. Lineage: Eukaryota; Fungi; Ascomycota; Dothideomycetes; Pleosporales; Didymellaceae. Bases 1 to 717 code for a protein of 238 amino acids. The transcript has 2 exons. The record is from RefSeq and is a predicted model, not a curated record.
AUGGUUCGAUCUCUUCCUUUCGUUCUUGGCUGCACCGCCGUAGCAUCCGCACACUCGUGGCUAGGAUGUACCGACCAAGACAACAGACAAAUCCUCGAAUGGAUGAAGGGAAAUGCAACCGAAUACAAAGGUGCCGGCGAUCUUUUUGUAGACACCUUCGCCCCGGGACUAGCAGUCUUUUGCAAAGGAUGGCCUCGCGCCAAACACAACCCGGGGAACUGGAUCGACGAGUCCAGCAACUAUCUCUGGGACAUCGCCGCCCAAAGCGCCAAAGGGGACACCCACGCCUGCCACCCCUCGCAGCGCACGUCCACCUACUUCACCUCCGAGAACGCAGGCAUGGCCACCACAACACCGGGCGGCAGUAUCAAACUCAUGUUCGGCGGCAACGGGCAUUCACGCGGCGCGAACGUCGAUGGCGGCCACCCCGGUACGGUCGCUGUUUACUGGAAGGGAGGCAAAGAGAAGGAGAUUGAGGAUAUCAAAGAACUCAACGAGGAGAAUAGGCUAAAGCAAAUUGGGUUUGCCGAAGAGGCGUUUGUGUGGCCGGAGGACAAGAACGUCAAGGCGCCGAGUGAGGGAAUGCUGGAUAAGGGGAACUGGAUGACGGUUGAAAUGCCCAAGGAUAUGGAGAAGGGAAGGCAUAUGUUUGUGUGGGCUUGGGAGUAUGGAGGCAAGCCGAGGUGGAGCACUUGCUUUGAUGUCAUGAUCGAAUAG